UUUUUGGUUCAGAUAAUAAUAUAAAUAUUAUUUAUCGCUCUAGAACUCUCCCAAAAUGAAACAAUAUAAGAUACGGUUGAAAUCUCUUUUUCGCCCUUAUAUUUUCCGCGAGAGUGUGAGAGCUAGCGCGACACGUGGAGCGUCGUUGCCACGGAAUUCAAAGAUUUGGGGCUCCGACUUUGACCCGCGAGCCGUGUCCAAUUUCCAUUUUUCGACUGCGCCGACCCGACCCGACCCGGCGCGAACGCAGACCGGAAAAUAUCUGAAGGUUUGUUCAUUCAUGUACAGAAACAUGAAUUUCCAGUCUCCAGUUCUUCUCUGAGCUCCCAACUGUUUCUGCAGAUUCCGCUGCCAUAUAUUCACACACAAUAUUGUAUCUAUAGAAAGAGAAAUUUAUUCAAAGCUUGAUACUCGCGAUUAUGGAUUCCCUGUCAUCGGUAUCACCGUCUAUCGUGCUCCCGCUCCGCCGCCACCACCACUACCACCGCCGGCGGCCGAGGUGUGCGUCGUUUACAUGCAGAAAAUCCGUUGGCGGAUUUGGAAUGUCCUUUGAUUUCCGUGGAAGGAACCAGAACGCGCGAGUUUGCUCCAAAUUGGGCGGGGAAGGUGAACAGGAGGGAGAAAAUCAACGGCGAGAUGAGGAGUUGGAGAGAGCGCUGCGGAUGGACGGCACGAUCCCUGGAUCUUCCGAUGAGUUCGUGAAGCAGGUGUCGUCACGCGCUUAUGAUAUGCGUCGGCAUCUCCAGCAGAGUUUUGAUAGCAGUAGCUACGAUGUAUUGGAGGCAAACCCUUGGCGAGAGACUUCAAAAUCUGUCUAUGUGCUGACUCACCAAGAAAACCAACUAUGUACAAUGAAAACUCGUAGAAAUCGAAGUGAAGUUGAGAAAGAGCUUGGACUUCUGUUUUCUAAAGGAGGGAAGCAGAGAAAUCAGUCGAAGCAGCCAGGAGCCAGUACCAAAUUUCAGAUGCUCGUUGAGGAUGUCCGAGAGGGUGUACUGGUAUUUGAAGAUCAAAAUGAAGCUGCAAGGUAUUGUGAUUUGCUUCAAGGAGGAGGGCAAGAUUGCGAAGGUGUUGCAGAGAUAGAAGCCUCAUCAGUGUUUGAUCUUUGCCAAAAGAACAGGGCUCUUGCUGUCUUGUUCCGUCGGGGUAGGACGCCACCUAUGCCGGAAAGCCUUAAGCUUAACCUCGGGGCGCGUAAACACUCUCUCGAAGAUGAAGAAGACUUGGCUUGAAGGCACUGGAAAUGGGUACAUACAUGCUAUACAUACACACUUACAGUUCUAUAAUUUACUGUGAAGCUAAGAUUGACAGGAUUAAUUUCGAUAUGUAUAUUGAUUAUACUGUAUAUAGUGGAAAUGUUACAUCCAAAUUGGAAUGGAACUUUGAUUUUAUCUGAUUAA
Messenger RNA from Salvia miltiorrhiza (redroot sage), 1400 nucleotides. RefSeq lists its product as uncharacterized. The record is from RefSeq and is a predicted model, not a curated record. The coding region runs from base 420 to 1232 and encodes 270 amino acids. Lineage: Eukaryota; Viridiplantae; Streptophyta; Magnoliopsida; Lamiales; Lamiaceae. The transcript has 5 exons.